Messenger RNA from Mus pahari (shrew mouse), 1412 nucleotides. It is a transcript of the gene Kmt5a, whose product is annotated as lysine methyltransferase 5A. Gene Ontology annotation, molecular function: histone H4K20 methyltransferase activity; protein binding. The transcript has 8 exons. The record is from RefSeq and is a predicted model, not a curated record. Bases 206 to 1258 code for a protein of 350 amino acids. Lineage: Eukaryota; Metazoa; Chordata; Mammalia; Rodentia; Muridae.
GCCCGGCCUCCUGCGGAGAGGCGGGGAGAAGGGCGGACCCUGGCCUCGAGCCCGCCAAUCACAGCGGGCAGCCCGCGAAAGAGCGGGCGGCCGCGCCAAUCAACACCCGCAGCUGCGGUCUAGCUGAGCAGUUGGCUACAGUUGUUGCAACUUUUUUCAAAAGCUGGGUUUCCCGGGAGAUUCCAGGCGGUGACAGAGCUCGGCCAUGGCUAGAGGCAGGAAGAUGUGCAAGCCCCGCGCGGUGGAGGCGGCGGCAGCGGCGGUGGCGGCGACGGCCCCGGGCCCGGAGAUGGUGGAGCGGAGGGGCCCGGGGAGGCCCCGCAGCGACGGGGAGAACGUGUUUGCUGGACAGUCAAAGAUCUAUGCCUACAUGAGUCCGAACAAGUGCUCUGGAAUGCGCUCUCCACUUCAGGAAGAGAACUCGGUUGCCCAUCACGAGGUCAAAUGCCCCGGGAAACCAUUAGCUGGAAUCUACAGGAAGCGAGAAGAGAAAAGGAACGCCGGGAACGUUAUCCGAAGCGCUGUGAAGUCAGAUGAUCAGAAGAGCAAAGACACCAGGAGAGGUCCCCUGGCGCCUUUUCCAAACCAAAAAUCCGAAGCAGCAGAACCUCCAAAUACUCCACCCCCAUCAUGUGAUUCUACCAAUGUAGCAGUCGCUAAGCAAGCCCUGAAAAAGCCCCUCAAGAGCAAGCAGGCCCCUCGGAAAAAGUCUCAAGGGAAAACCCAGCCAAACAGGAAGCUCACCGAUUUCUACCCUGUGCGGAGGAGCUCCCGCAAGAGCAAAGCGGAGCUGCAGUCUGAAGAAAGGAAGAAAAUAGACGAGCUGAUUGAGAGCGGGAAGGAAGAAGGCAUGAAGAUCGAUCUAAUUGAUGGCAAAGGCAGGGGUGUGAUCGCUACCAAGCAGUUCUCCCGGGGAGACUUUGUGGUAGAAUACCAUGGCGACCUCAUUGAAAUCACUGAUGCCAAGAAGCGGGAGGCCCUGUACGCCCAGGACCCCUCCACGGGCUGCUACAUGUACUAUUUUCAGUAUCUGAGCAAAACCUACUGCGUGGAUGCCACUCAAGAAACAAACCGCCUGGGGAGACUCAUCAAUCACAGCAAGUGUGGGAACUGCCAGACCAAACUGCAUGACAUCGAUGGCGUGCCUCACCUCAUCCUCAUCGCCUCCCGAGACAUCGCAGCUGGGGAGGAGCUCCUGUACGACUACGGGGACCGAAGCAAGGCCUCCAUCGAAGCCUACCCCUGGCUGAAGCACUAACCACGUGGCCUCCCUGCCUCCCUGCCACCCUGCCUCCUUCAAAGGACAAAGUGCCCUGAAAGGGAAAUGAAUUUUUUACACACACACACACACACACACACACACACACACACACACACACACACUUAGCUAAUUACUUCAAAUGUUUUUAAAA